This is a messenger RNA of Trichomonas vaginalis G3, 816 nucleotides long. RefSeq lists its product as uncharacterized. NCBI's taxonomy places the organism in Eukaryota, Parabasalia, Trichomonadida, Trichomonadidae. The transcript has a single exon. The record is from RefSeq and is a predicted model, not a curated record. The coding region runs from base 1 to 816 and encodes 271 amino acids.
AUGAAUGAUUUCAUCAUUAAUCGAGGUGAAACUAUUCUUGAACAUUGCCAACAUACGUUAAAGAUGUAUGAAGAUUGGAAUGAUGAAAUAAAUAAAGCUCAUGAACAAAAUCGUCUUUUAUUUAUUCACCCUGUUACUAUUCAUGAACCAAAAGAGGUGCCAACAACUAGAAAAAGUAGAUAUUCGCAAAAGAGUAACGCAGAAACUACAAAGGCAAUAGAUCCUUUAGAGGUUACAUUAGAACAAGUGAAUUGUGAAUUUAAAUACAAUCAAAAUGCAGAACCGACAGCUGAAGAGGUUGAAUUUCGUCGAUCUCAUACGUUUAAGUUCUACAAAGAUCGUAGAAACAAUACUAAACCCGAUCCCAAGAUUGACGUUAAUAUUAUUCGUUAUCGAGGACCAGACGAAACAAGUGGAAGAAUGACUAGAAUACCAAAUACAAGUUCUGUAAUAGGCACACCACAAUCUUACAAAAACGGAGAUCUUCGAAGAAAGAUUCAAAUCCGGAAAAAGACACUUCAAAAUUCCCAAUCAUCAUUGAAAUAUAAAUAUGUUAAAGUUCCACAUGACAUCAGGGUAACAGGUUAUCAACCAGAUCCAAGAGAAAAGGCACCAGAUUUUCAUUUUUGUACACUCGAAUGCGAGGAAAUCGAACUUAAGAUCAAAAAGACUCAAAAAGAAAUCGAGAAUAAUCUCAAACGCGCCGAAAGAACCGUCAGGAAAAUUCAAGAUCAAUUUGAAACUGCAGAACCAAUGUAUUCCAAUAUUAGUUCUACCAGAUCUCCUCGUAGGUUUAGGAGUAAUUUUAGCCAUUGA